GACGCAGAGGAGGACAGGAUGGCGGCGGCAGCUGCACAGGGCGGGCGAAGCGGUGGUAGCGGAGGUAGUAGUGGGGUUGGCGGUAGUUCCAGCUGCGGGACAGGCAUUGGCCGUAGUGGCUGGUUGGAUAAGUGGAAGAUAGACGAUAAGCCUGUAAAAAUUGACAAGCGGGAUGGAUCGGCCGUGAAAAACUCUUUGGAUGACUCUGCCGAAAAGGUACUUCUGGAAAAAUACAAAUAUGUAGAGAAUUUUGGUCUAAUUGACGGUCGCCUCACCAUCUGUACAAUCUCCUGUUUCUUUGCCAUAGUGGCUUUGAUUUGGGAUUAUAUGCACCCCUUUCCAGAGUCCAAACCCGUUUUGGCUUUGUGCGUCAUAUCCUGUUUUGUGAUGAUGGGGAUUCUGACCAUUUAUACCUCGUAUAAAGAGAAGAGCAUCUUUCUCGUGGCCCACAGGAAAGAUCCUACAGGAAUGGAUCCUGAUGAUAUUUGGCAGCUGUCCUCCACUCUUAAAAGGUUUGGUGACAAAUACACCUUGAAGCUGACGUUCAUCAGUGGGAGAAAAAAGCAGCAGUGGGAAGCCGACUUUAAGUCCAUUGCUAAGUUUUCUGACCACAGUGGGACACUGGUCAUGGAUGCAUAAGAGCCUGAAAUAUCCAGGCUCCAUGACAGUCUUGCCACAGAAAGAAAAAUAAAAUAGCCAAUUCUAAAAGUA
Saimiri boliviensis boliviensis (Bolivian squirrel monkey) is the source of this 711-nucleotide messenger RNA. The record is from RefSeq and is a predicted model, not a curated record. NCBI's taxonomy places the organism in Eukaryota, Metazoa, Chordata, Mammalia, Primates, Cebidae.